ACAUAAAACUGGGCACGAAGAUAUUGUUUUCAUUUCUUUCUCCUCCAUUUUAAUCGACAGAUUGCAAACUUGACAGUUCAGUUUAUGAGUAUGUAAUGGCAAAGUAUGUCAGAUCAGAAGAAAGGUGACAACAAGGGGCGAGAAAAGGAAGAAGAAGGGGAUUUUCAAGAAGAAAGUGGCGUUUUAUUUUACGUCAAUAAAGAUGGUUUUCCUAUCAGUAAGAAGACAUGGGAACGAAUGUGGAAUCACGUGUCGAAAAUACAUCCAAAUGGGACAAAAAUGGUGACCGAUGUGAGAAACAAUAAAGAUCUACCCAAGUAUAUAUAUAACCAUACAGGGACGCAAUUCUUUGAAAUUAGGAAAAACAGACCACUAGCCGGGCAUGUUGACUCUGCUAAAGAAAUGAUCCGUGAGUCACUUCCAAUUAAAUGUCUUGAAGCUGUAAUUCUUGCCAUUCAUUUAACCAAUGGGAUAGCCGGUUUAGAAAGAUUUACUAUUAGUUUUAAAACUCAGUUUUCUGGGAAUUACCAUCGACAUGUGGUACUUGGCGUUUACUAUGGCGGUAGAUAUGGAGCAUUGGGGAUGAGUAGAAGAGAUGACUUGAUGUAUAAAUCUCUUGUAUUCAAGAGCUUAACAGAUUUACUAAUUGAUUUUGAAGACUCAUAUAAAAGAUAUUGGCAUACUGUUAAAAAAUGCAAAGUUGGAUUACCAGUGUCACAUGACCCCCAUAGUUAUGAACAAAUACACUGGAAGUACCUCUCGUUAAAUAUGAAUAAACUAUCUAAAGAUGAUUUAAGAAAAGAAGUUGACAGACAUGCUAAAGACAUGCGAAGCCGGUUCAAGCAAGCUACUCAAGUGAAGGAACUCAAAGCGCCAUUAUCACCACGAAAGGAGUCCAUUACAGGGAAAUCACCACGGAAAGAUUUGAUCCAUUCCACUCCACGCAAAGCUCCCAGUAUACCUCCACUUGCUGCAUCAUCUUCUGUAGAGUCAGAUAGUGAUAAAAGUCCUAUCGUUGCUAGGAAACAAUUUACUCAUGCAGAGUAUCAAAUCAGGAUUUAA
This is a messenger RNA of Saccoglossus kowalevskii, 1062 nucleotides long. RefSeq names its product tubulinyl-Tyr carboxypeptidase 1. Gene Ontology annotation, biological process: regulation of angiogenesis. Gene Ontology annotation, cellular component: cytoplasm. Lineage: Eukaryota; Metazoa; Hemichordata; Enteropneusta; Harrimaniidae. The record is from RefSeq and is a predicted model, not a curated record.